This is a messenger RNA of Mytilus trossulus (common blue mussel), 2427 nucleotides long. RefSeq lists its product as uncharacterized. NCBI's taxonomy places the organism in Eukaryota, Metazoa, Mollusca, Bivalvia, Mytilida, Mytilidae. The transcript has 9 exons. Bases 54 to 2159 code for a protein of 701 amino acids. The record is from RefSeq and is a predicted model, not a curated record.
AUAACAGUUGCUUGAUGAAUGCAUUUCUAAACAGUCGAUAAUCUAGAAUUUUGAUGGAACUAUUAUGUAAUGUCGUUUCAUUGGGUUCUUACUUUUUUGUUGGUAUACUGUUCCUGUUACAAGGAACACUGGUAUCACCAGCAUGUAUAUCGAAAGGGUUUCCAGUCGAAUGGACGACAGCAACUGAAGGGGUAACAUACUGGUACGUGACACCAAUAAUUAAAAGACAAUUCACGGCUGGAUAUAGUGUGAUAGAUUACUAUACAACAAAAGGAUUGGCCAUGGGAGCAUCUCCUUCGUGUGUAGAUGAAUAUUAUGACUCAAUAUCAGGAUACUAUUACUAUCUGAUGUACUACGGCGAUUGGAAUAUUUACAGUUUGAAGAAGGAUAUUGACAUAUGCCAUGGCUACAAACAGUUCGACAAUGUACUCAGGGAAUUCUAUCACGAGUUUUUAUCUACCGGCACUAUAACCAGUGCACAAGAUUGUGUUGGGCUAUUUACUGCAGGUUCUUCCAGUAUAGCUCUUUCAAAAUACAACUUCCAGUAUGUCAACUGUCCGUUUGAUUUCACUACCUAUGACUUCGCCUUCAGUGAUAAGGGAAACCCCGACUACUGUGCUGGUCAAACUUCUAGAGCCUAUAUUCAGAAUGAAGUCAUCGGUUUGAAGAGUUGUUAUGAUCCUUUGAAUAUAACAUCAGCUGCUCCUUAUUAUGGGCCAUUCUCAUGCCUUGGUAGUUGGCCAGCAGAUAAAAAAGAUACACCUUCAUCUGGUGAUUUUAUAGUUAUCGAGAUGUAUGAUGAAGCAAAGUGGCCAUAUUGUGGGAGAUAUAAAGUUGAUAAAAAUGGCGUCAUUACAAUUUCUAUUUACCUAUCAAUGAGUCAGGGCGACUGGUACACUGUUGAUUGUAUUGCGUCGGUUGAUAAUGAGUUUAUGUUCGAUGACGGAAACCAGAAAUUUGUGAGGAUGGUGUUUACUCCUCCUUAUGCAGCAACAAUAGUGAAAACUACACAAGCUGAGUCCACGACAUUAACUACCGAAUCGGCAAUUACAACAUCGAUCGAAGCAACAACUAUCGAACUGACUACAACAGAACCGACAACUACCGAGCAGACAACUACAGAACUAACAACUACCGAACCGACAACUAUCGAACCGACUACAACAGAACAGACAACUACUGAACAGACAACUACCGAUCUGACAACAAUCGAACAGACAACUACUACAAAAACAACUACAGAAUUGACAACUUCCGAACAGACAACAACAGAACUCACAACUUCAGAACCGACUACAACAGAACAGACAACUACCGAACAAAUAACAACCAAAGCGACAACUAUGGAACCGACAACUACCGAGCCGACAACUACCGAACCGAGAACUACCGAACCGACAACUACCGAACCGACAACUACCGAACCGACAACAACCGAACUGACAACUACCGAACAGACAAAUACCGAACUGACAACUAAAGAAACAACUACUACUGUUCCGAUAACUACAACAACUGUUCUGAUACCGACAACAACUGUUCCGACAACGACAACAACUGUUCCGACAUCGACAACAACUGUUCCGACAACGACAACAACUGUUCCGACAACGACAAAAACUGUUCCUACGACGACGACAACUGUUCCGACAACGACAACAACUGUUCCCACAACGACAACAACUGUUCCCACAACUACAACAACUGUUCCCACAACGACAACAACUGUUCCGACAACUACAACAACUGUUCCGACAACGUCAACAACUGAUUUGACAACUUCAUCAACAACUGAACUAAUUAUAGCAACGAUUGGAUCAACUAAUACCUCUAAUAACAUGAUGACAUCUAAAUCAUUCUUGUCUGAAAUAUGGAGUAUCAUACGUGACUUAAACUGGCCAUGGUGGAUUCUUUUCGGGGUUUCAAUUCUGCUGGUAGCUCUGUUAACCGGUUGUUUGAUUUAUGUUGCAAAGAGACGAAAACGUGGAGUAGAUGACCAUGAAAAAGGAAAGCCUAUGAGCGACAGGAGUCCGGCAAAUUUGCAACAAACUUCAAAAACCAAUGGAAUCAGUUCGAAUAAAGAUACAUCCAAAACAACACAACGUGCAAGGAAGAUUUCAGUCAAACCUUUUUUUCCACCGAAAACAUUGGACUUUUAGAUUAUAUGAUAAGUUUCUAUUAAUUUCAUUGAAUCGAAUAAUAAUUAUUGUUAAAGUAGUUUUAAUUUCUUAUUUUGAUACUAGUAUGUUUUUGUUUUUUUUGUAUAAACUAUAUAAUUUUGCAUGAGCUCAAUUUAGUCGCCUGCCAAUUUCUAUAAGAAAAAAGGUCAGUAAUCGUUAAAUGUAAAAUUUUGGGAAAGUUUGGAAAGCUGCUUAGAUUAAACUUAUUAUAUUAUCACAACUUCAAUAUUUAAACAAAAGAAGCAAU